Sorex fumeus (smoky shrew) is the source of this 2855-nucleotide messenger RNA. RefSeq names its product PNKD metallo-beta-lactamase domain containing (gene PNKD). Gene Ontology annotation, cellular component: mitochondrion. Lineage: Eukaryota; Metazoa; Chordata; Mammalia; Eulipotyphla; Soricidae. The transcript has 10 exons. Gene Ontology annotation, molecular function: hydroxyacylglutathione hydrolase activity. Bases 35 to 1189 code for a protein of 384 amino acids. The record is from RefSeq and is a predicted model, not a curated record.
GGGAGCGCGGCGAAGCGGGGGGUGGGAUCUGAACAUGGCGGCGGUGGUAGCUGCUACGGCGCUCAAGGGCCGGGGGGCCAGAAAUGCCCGCGUCCUCCGGGGGAUUCUCUCCGGAGCCACCACGAACAAGGCUUCCCAGAACCGGACCCGCGGGCUGCAAAGCCACAGCAACCCGGAAUGCAAGGAGGAGGAGCCGGAGCCCCUGUCCCCUGAGCUGGAAUACAUUCCCAGAAAGAGGGGCAAGAACCCCAUGAAAGCCGUGGGACUCGCCUGGUACAGUCUGUACACGCGCACCUGGCUCGGGUACCUCUUCUACCGCCAGCAGCUGCGCCGAGCACGGAACCGCUACCCCAAGGGCCACUCCAGGACCCAGCCCCGCCUCUUCAACGGAGUGAAGGUGCUUCCCAUCCCCGUCCUCUCGGACAACUACAGCUACCUCAUCAUCGACACCCAGGCCCGGCUGGCUGUGGCUGUGGACCCCUCCGACCCUCAAGCCGUGCAGGCUUCCAUUGAAAAGGAGGGCGUUAACCUGGUUGCCAUUCUCUGCACCCACAAGCACUGGGACCACAGUGGCGGGAACCGUGACCUCAGUCGGAGGCACCAGGACUGUCGUGUGUACGGGAGCCCCCAGGACGGCAUUCCCUACCUCACCCAUCCCUUGUGUCAUCAAGAUGUGGUCAGCGUGGGACGACUCCAGAUCCGGGCUCUGGCCACCCCCGGCCACACGCAAGGCCAUCUGGUCUACCUGCUGGAUGGGGAGCCCUACAAGGGGCCCUCCUGCCUCUUCUCAGGCGACCUGCUCUUCCUCUCUGGCUGUGGACGGACCUUUGAGGGCACGGCGGAGACCAUGCUGAGCUCGCUGGACACUGUGCUGGGACUAGGGGAUGACACGCUCCUGUGGCCUGGUCACGAGUACGCAGAGGAGAACCUGGGCUUUGCGGGCGUGGUGGAGCCCGAGAAUCUGGCCCGGGAGCGGAAGAUGCAGUGGGUGCAGCGGCAGCGGAUGGAGCGCAGGAGCACGUGCCCGUCCACGCUGGGCGAGGAGCGCUCCUACAACCCGUUCCUGCGGACGCACUGCCUGGUGCUGCAGGAGGCGUUGGGCCCCGGCGGCCCCGGGGACGAUGGCUACUCUCGGGCCGAGCUCCUGGAGAAGCUGCGCCGGCUGAAGGACCUGCACAAGAGCAAGUGACGCCCCCCUGCGCCCAGCGCGCCCACCGCCCCUCCCCCGCCCCCACCCACACCCCUCAUCUCUCUCAUUGCGCCCACCGCCACCUCCACGGGUGACCCUUCCCGACACUGCGCAGGGGCUGAGAGGGUCCAAGGUGAUGGGGACCUGUUAGCCUGGGUCCUCGGGACCCCCCCCCAACAGAAAGCGACACUCCACCCCCCACCAGCAGCACCACCACCACCUCCCUUCCCCAUCCCGGCCGAGAGGACCCAGGCGCUGGAGCCUUGGGGACAGCCAGAAGGUCCCUCUCCACCUGCUUCUCCCCUCCAGGGUAGGAAAAGAAAUGCAGCCCCCCCCACCCCCCAGAGUGACCCGGAAUGUGCAUUGGUCAGAGGGGGGGUCCUCCUUGGGGAGACCCUGUUGGACAGGGGCAUCUGAGAAAGCCCAAGUCUGCUGGCUCGGUGGCUGCCUUACAGCCCCGAAGAUGGGGUAGGGGGUCUUGCUCCCGAGGAAACCCAGACCUCAUCGUGAGGAGACCCUGGAAGCCAGGAAGCCCCUCCAUGCCACGGGUCCCACGCAGCCCCUCACAGCGGGCCCAGGCCUGCCCGUGGCCUCUGCCCCUGCCCUGGGCCCAGAAGGCCCAUCCCCUCCCAGGGGAGAGAGUGCCACCGCCGGCCUCAGCCCGCUGCCUCCUCCUUUGCCCCUCGGUCUUGGCGCUGCUAACGCCUGCUCCUGCCUCAGCCCCUUGCCCCUCUCACUUAAGUAAAGACUGUUCAUCUGGCCCUUAGCAGUUUGCCAAGAACGUUUCCCACACGGCCCUCACCCAGUCCUUGGUCCCGUCCAAGCCAGGGAAGCUUGGGGAAGGUGGCGGUCGUCCUGGGUCCUUAAGUGAGUGGAAGAUUCCCAGGAUACCAGGCUCAGCCCUCCUUUCAGCUCAUUUUCUCCCCCAGAUGCCCCAGGUUCUGGAGGGUUCCAGAGGGUUCCAGAGGGUUCUAGAAGGUUCCAGAGCCUUCCAUCAAAAAGGAACCCUUUGGACCCCGUCCAUCAUUACCUGGGGCCAACCAGGAGCUCUCUCUCUCUCUCUUUCUCUCUCUCUCUCUCUCUCUCUCUCCCUCUCCCUGGACCCCCACCAUCCCACAAAGCUCUGAUCACCUCUGGCGAGGCUCCAAGAUGAUCCCUGGCCUGCCCACCCUCAUCUUCCUCUCCUGCCUCUGCCUCCCCCCACCCUUCUUGAGCACAGCCUCUGGCACCAACUCUAGCAAUACCGUCAGACUAGUUAGAUCCCAGCCUUCCCCAGACCUGCCAUCCUGCCUCUGUGCCUUCGCUCCCGCUCCCUCCAGACUGGAAUGCCUUUCCCUGCCCCUCCCGCCCGGUCUGCCUGGCAAAACCCCAUUUCAUCUCUCGACACCCCCCUCUCCAAGGCCCCUUCCUCCAGGAAGACGGCCCUCAUGCCCCUCCCCCACCAGGCUACCUCCGCUCUUUGUAAAUGCUUCUUCUCCCGUGACCCCCCCUUCACACUGUAUUUUACUGUUUACACGUUUGUCCGUCUCUUCCCCUUCUAGACUGUGAACCCUACAGGGCAUGGACUGUAUCUUAUGCAUCUCUGUAUUUCCGCGCCUAGCACGGUGCCUGGAACACAGUAGGCGCUCAAUAAAUGUUCAAUAAAUGAAUGAAUGAUUUCACCGAA